CCGUUGAUCGAGUAGAUCCAGUCACCCGCAUAUAUAUACAGAUAUUUGUCUGAUACAAUUAUUACAAAAGCAUUCAAUAUUCACAUAAAAAAGAAUAAAAAAUAACAGAAAAAUAUUUAAGGAAAUAAAAAGGACCAUGCACAGCUUGACUCAGGGUUUUCACUUGAAGGAAACCCAGGUUGAUAACACAGAUAAUUCUGGUAAGAUGGCGCAUUCAAGUACAGUGAAGCUAAAUGUCAACGCCCAGGAAUUUGUGCCGAGCUUUAAAAGGAAUCAUUUGAAGAGAGAUGAACCUUUAGUUGGUUUUACUGAUUUAAUGAAAACAUAUGAAGAUGAGGAAAAGGCAACAGCAAACUUGAUGUUGCCAUGGAAGGGAUUUCCCAAGAAACCUGAAAAGAAUGCUCGCAGUACUCAGGUAGCUUUAAUAAACGAUGUGGACUACAUGAUUCUCCCUAGUAUUAAGAGAUCAAAAAAGCAAACAGACGACAUACUACUUGUCGACUUGAUAAAUAACCCGGAAACCAAAGAAACCAAUGAUCAUCCAAGUACUUUUUCCCAUGCUGAAAAACGUAACUAUCCCGAGCAAAAGCGCCGUGAAAAUGAAAGAAAAGUUGCUUUGGAAGCCUUGAAAUUGUCCGAACAACGUCGCAUGAGGGUUCCACUUAUUUCUCCGACUGCAGACAAUGCAAAUUCUGAUAACGUUCAGCCAAUUAUCCAUCUCUCCCGAUCUCCUGUAAGGUUUGCUAUGGAGGAAAAAUGGAAGGUGGAUCGCUUGAGGGACGCCAAGAAGGAGCGAAUCGAGAGGAUCCUCCGUGAAAUGACUAAUGAGAAGCAGGAGCAACUGAAGCAACAGCAACUGCAACAGCAGAACAAGAUUCGUAAUGAUACAGUUGAGCCCAAAAGCUCAAUUUCCGAUCAACAGAAAUCGGAAAAGAACGAUCAAGGGACCACCAAAAAGAGAUAUAUACCAACGACCAAGGAGUGGGACGAGCAGUGUCGGGCCAAAUAUUUGGCUAAACUGAAUGCGGAUAAGCAAAACAAAGACGAACCUCAAGAUAGCGCCACGUCUAAGCCACUCCCACCCAAGUCCAAUGUGGUCAAUAUUUCGCCAUCGGGUGUUAUUCGUCUGGGUGAUCUAAGGGCUACGACCAAACCUCUCUAUUGCCCACCUAAUGAUCUACUGGACACAGAGAAACGUAAGGGAAACAUCACUCAUUUCCGACCUCUACCCAACUGGACAAUCCGUCAAACCCCCCAAGAGCCGCUGAAGGUCUUAACCAAUAAGAUGGGAAAAAUCGUGCAACGCUAUAGCAUCGAGCAACUUUUGGCAUUUGAACCGCAACCUGGAGACCUUGAGAAACCCUAUUUAGACGAGGCCCUAAAUAAUUUAGGAUUUCUGUGCGAUUGAUUUGAAUUAACUUCAUAAAUAUGUCCGCAACUUGA
Drosophila eugracilis is the source of this 1443-nucleotide messenger RNA. RefSeq lists its product as uncharacterized. The coding region runs from base 137 to 1408 and encodes 423 amino acids. The transcript is spliced from 2 exons. Lineage: Eukaryota; Metazoa; Arthropoda; Insecta; Diptera; Drosophilidae. The record is from RefSeq and is a predicted model, not a curated record.